AUGAACACAGUCGCCAACGACUUUGAAGAGGAACUAAAGCGUUGGGACAAAUACUGGACAAUGGACUCAGCCGGAAUAUGCAAGUUCACAGGGACAAAAAACGCGGAGAAAGAGGCGGUAAACCAGAAGAUUAAAAAAGGAAAUAUUUUCCAUUACAUCCCACAUCUACCGGUUUUAACUCCGCAUAAGGAGACGACAAAACUCAGAAUCGUCUUCGACGCAUCGUCACACUAUAGAGAAUGUCCUUCCCUCAACGACAUUCUUUAUCAAGGACCACUUAUUCUUCCAGAACUAGACCUCGAGUCGCUGGUCACAGAAAACAAUAUGAUCACAUUCCGCUUCACCAGAGUGACAUUCGGACUUAACGUAUCACCGUUUCCCCUCGCAGGCACAGUACAGUACCACCUUCAGAACGCAGUAGAAGACAAGAAACUAGCACAAGAAAUUCGAGACAAUUUAUACGUCGACAACUUGAUACUCGGCGCACAUGAUAACGAAGAAUUAAGACAAAAAGCCAUAGCGACACGACAGAUCUUCAAGGACAUGAACAUGAAUCUGCGCGAGUUCCUGGCCAACACGGAUUCACCACAGAAACUCCUUCCACAGCAGGCGAUUGCCAAAUAA
This is a messenger RNA of Necator americanus (New World hookworm), 624 nucleotides long. RefSeq lists its product as uncharacterized. Lineage: Eukaryota; Metazoa; Nematoda; Chromadorea; Rhabditida; Ancylostomatidae. The record is from RefSeq and is a predicted model, not a curated record. The coding region runs from base 1 to 624 and encodes 207 amino acids. The transcript is spliced from 3 exons.